AACCUGCUGACCUGGACAGCUUGAAUCAUCUUGGCCACCUCCACCUUUGUUUUCCCUUUCACCGUUUUCCCGUUCACUCCGGUGAUUUCAUCGCCCGCUGCCAACGUCCCAUCCAGAGCGGCAGGAGUGUUGUCAAACACCUGGGAGACAAAAACCAACCGCUUUAAAAGGAAGCGAGACACAUUGUGCAUAAAGAUCGUUUCUUGGCUUUUCAUAACUCUUAGUAGGAUCCAAAAUGAAGAUGCAACUGGAACUGAAGAAUGUGACCUUAAGACCUGGAGACAAAUUAAAGCUAAAGGGGGAAAUUCUGCACGACGCUGAGAAGUUCCGGAUUGACCUCGGUGUGAGCUCAGAAGACCUGGCGUUGCACUUUAACCCCCGUUUCCAGGAUGAUGCAGAUGGAGCGGUCCUAGUGUACAACUCAAAGACUGCAGGUUCCUGGGGAAGUGAAGGGAGGGAAAUGCACAACCCUCUGCAGAGGGGCAAUGAUGUGAAGAUUUUUUUGAAGCUUUCUGGUGAAGGGUUCGAGGUGGAGCUCCCUGACGGGCAGAAACUCAAAUUUCCUAACCGUACAAACAUGGACGUCAUCACCUACGUCCAAGUGGCCGGGGAUUUCAAACUCAAGAGCUUCAAGAUCUACAAAUCUGUGAAGACUUAAAUAACCAAGAUUAAAAAAACCAGUGAAA
Messenger RNA from Xiphophorus couchianus (Monterrey platyfish), 686 nucleotides. RefSeq names its product galectin-1-like. Gene Ontology annotation, molecular function: carbohydrate binding. The transcript is spliced from 5 exons. The record is from RefSeq and is a predicted model, not a curated record. Bases 236 to 658 code for a protein of 140 amino acids. Lineage: Eukaryota; Metazoa; Chordata; Actinopteri; Cyprinodontiformes; Poeciliidae.